Messenger RNA from Cutaneotrichosporon cavernicola, 723 nucleotides. RefSeq lists its product as uncharacterized. Bases 1 to 723 code for a protein of 240 amino acids. Lineage: Eukaryota; Fungi; Basidiomycota; Tremellomycetes; Trichosporonales; Trichosporonaceae. Gene Ontology annotation, molecular function: DNA-binding transcription repressor activity, RNA polymerase II-specific; RNA polymerase II cis-regulatory region sequence-specific DNA binding. Gene Ontology annotation, cellular component: nucleus. Gene Ontology annotation, biological process: negative regulation of transcription by RNA polymerase II. The record is from RefSeq and is a predicted model, not a curated record. The transcript is spliced from 3 exons.
AUGGAUGAACUCCAGACGUUCAAGGACCAGCUGGCGCUCGUCAACAUCCAGCUCGAGGGUGACAAGGACAAUGCCGACCUCCUCGCCCUCAAGUCUGAGCUUGAGGAAAUCGUUAGUCUGACGGAGCAGACUGCUGCGGCGGCCGCACCGAAGAAGGACCGCAAAGGCAAGGGGAGGGACAAGGAGAGGGACAAGGCCGAGCCAGCCGCAAACUGGCAGGACAGCGGCGAAUACCGUGCUGGCAUGGACUGCAUGGCGAAAUACAAGGAUGGCAAGUGGUACCCAGCGCGGAUCAACCAGGUUGUAGGGUCGCAAGAAUCGCCCCUCUACACCAUCACAUUCAAGGGGUACACGUCGUCCACGAACGUACCCCUCUCGAGCCUGCGACCACACGAUCCGUCCGCGCCCAUCCCCGUACCCGUGAAAAGAGCUGCUGAGCCCACCGAGCGGGAGAAGGAGAAGAAGAAGCGCAAGGGCGAGAAGUGGAUGGCGAGCCAGAAGGGCCGCGCAGAGGAGGCGCGGAGCAAACAGAAUACGUGGGAGAAGUUUGGCAAGAAGGCGCAGAAAAAGGGGAUCCACAUUGCCGGUCUGGAGGGGACAAGCGUGUUCCGGACAAGUGACAGUCCUUAUGCGCGCGUCGGCGUGUUCAACUCUGGCCACGGGAUGAAGGACUUUGACAAGAUGGGCAAGCACAAGUUUGAGCGGCCGCUCGACGAGGAGUGA